Molecule: messenger RNA, 267 nt
Organism: Sparassis crispa
Lineage: Eukaryota; Fungi; Basidiomycota; Agaricomycetes; Polyporales; Sparassidaceae
Exons: 3
Coding region: 1-267 (88 amino acids)
Source: RefSeq, a predicted model, not a curated record
AUGAUACGCGAAAGCGUCACUGAAGAGCCAGUAGAACAGGAGGCGGAGGAGGAAGAGUUGCUCCCGCUCGAGCUGGAAGAGCCGACGCUGCGCCCGGAGGAUAUUUCUCUUCCACGUCGACAUGCAGCCCUCCGUAGCUUCAAGGAACUUGGAAGUUGUGUCAUCCAUUGUGAAGCCCUCCAUUAUCGCACCUUCGACAGAGCCAUCUCUCCUUUCUACAGCUCGCUCUCCAUCACCGGUCCCAAUGAGAGCGGUGUCGCCACGUGA